This is a messenger RNA of Jaculus jaculus (lesser Egyptian jerboa), 2538 nucleotides long. It is a transcript of the gene Fut4, whose product is annotated as fucosyltransferase 4. NCBI's taxonomy places the organism in Eukaryota, Metazoa, Chordata, Mammalia, Rodentia, Dipodidae. Bases 1 to 1548 code for a protein of 515 amino acids. Gene Ontology annotation, molecular function: alpha-(1->3)-fucosyltransferase activity. Gene Ontology annotation, cellular component: membrane. The record is from RefSeq and is a predicted model, not a curated record. The transcript has a single exon.
AUGAGGCGCCAGUGGGGCGCAGCCGGGGAGCCCCAGGGCCCGGGAAGGCGAGGAGAGCGGGCGCAGGCGCACCAGGAAAAGCCCGGGGCCAGGCCCGCGGGGCUGGGGGCGCGGUGGCAGGGAGGGACGGGGCGGUGCCCGGCCAGGCUGCCCGCCCAGCUCACCUCGCCUAGGGCCAGGGAGGAGCGCCGCGGGGGCCGUGGGCUUGUGGAUGCCGGGCCCGCCCCCUCCGGUUCUCCGGCCCGCGGCGAGCGGCCGAGAGCCCUGGAGCCGCCCGGGCAGUAUGAGAGCCGGUGCCGCCCUUCGCGACCGGCCGACGCGUGGCGAGCUGCGGCUGCCGCGCCCUGCAUGGGGGAGCCGGGGAGCCGGCGGCGCGCGCGGCGCGGAGGCUGGGGGCUGCCCCGGAGCGCCUCGGCGGCGGCGGCCGCGGGGCUGCUGUGCACCGCGCUGACCGCUUACGCCUGCUGGGGACAGCUGCCGCUGCCGCCGCCGCCCUGGGCGUCCCGGGCCCCGCCGCCACCGGUGGGAGUGCUGCUGUGGUGGGAGCCCUUCGGGGGGCGCGGCGACCACAGCAAGCCGCCCCCCGAUUGCUGGCUGCGCUUCAACAUCAGCGGCUGUCGCCUCCUCACCGACCGCGCGGCCUACGGAGAAGCCCAGGCCGUGCUGUUCCAUCACCGCGACCUGGUGAGGGGCCCCCCGGACUGGCCCCCGCCCUGGGGCGACCCCCCGCGCGCGCCCGAGGCGCUGGGGUGGCGCGUCUUCCACGACCCGGAGAGAGCGGCGGCCGCGGCGCUGGGGACCUCGGGCCCCAGACCCCCGGGCCAGCGCUGGGUGUGGAUGAACUUCGAGUCGCCCUCCCAUUCCCCGGGGCUCCGCGGCCUGGCCAGCAACCUCUUCAACUGGACGCUCUCCUACCGGGCCGACUCGGACGUCUUCGUGCCCUACGGCUUCCUUUACCCCCGGAGCCACCCGGGGGACCAGCCCCCAGGCCCGAUGCCCCCGCUGGCCCGCAAGCGAGGGCUGGUGGCCUGGGUGGUGAGCCACUGGGACGAGCGCCAGGCGCGGGUCCGCUACUACCACCAGCUGAGCCGGCACGUGUCCGUGGACGUGUUCGGCAGAGCCGGGCCCGGCAGGCCGGUGCCCAGCAGCGGGCUGCUGCACACCGUGGCCCGCUACAAGUUUUACCUGGCCUUCGAGAACUCGCAGCACCUGGAUUACAUCACCGAGAAGCUCUGGCGCAAUGCCUUGCUGGCCGGGGCCGUACCGGUGGUGCUAGGCCCCGACCGUGCCAACUAUGAGCGCUUUGUGCCGCGUGGCGCCUUCAUCCACGUGAACGACUUCCCCAGUGCCUCCGCCCUGGCCGCCCACCUGCUCUUCCUCGACCGCAACCUGGCCGUCUACCGCCGCUACUUCCACUGGCGCCGCAGCUACGCCGUGCACAUCACCUCCUUCUGGGAUGAGCCUUGGUGCCGGGCCUGCCAGGCGGUGCAGACAGCGGGGGACCGGCCCAAGAGCAUCCGCAACUUGGCGAGCUGGUUUGAGCGGUGAAGCCACCCUGCUCAGAAUUGACCGGUUUGAACUUUUACAGUGCAUCAUAUUGGCAAAAUUUUCCCAGGCACCCAUUUUGUAUUAUGGGGAAAUGGUGAUUUACUAUUUAGCACAAGGAUGGGUCAGGAAAGUUACCUGUCACUCAAGGUUUCUGCACAACUAGUGGUUGGAUUCUUUCUACUGUUGAUGGGCAUCAGUGUUGGGACGAACACGGGGCUCCUUCCUUAGUUGGCACCCAUGUGAAGAAGUGGCUUUGAAUUUCCUCAUCUGUCACAAGCCAUAUCUGGGCUUGUGUGGUCUACAGAACUCAUGCACACUGUUCAUUGACUCACAUUUGCCUAGACCAGCAAGGAGCAGAGACUGUGGGUGUGAGAUAGUGGAAGGAUAAGGAAGCCCACAGCAAUUCUUAAUUCUUGAUUCCUCAAAGUCUCUGAUACUGGGAAAGGUGAGGAGAGUGGUUCAAGAAGCCAUUGACUUCCUUAACAAGCUCUGUUUGUUCCCUAGCUCUGUGAAUGGAAUAAACAAGAGGCCUUAUUGUCUUUGGAGGAAAGUUAAUCCGAAUAUAUGGGUGUACCUUACCUCACCAGAGAAACUUAUUCCUGAAAAGCUGCAUUUAAAUUAGAUCCAAAUUCAGGGCCCUAAAGGAGUUCAGUAUUCAACAGAACCCUACGGAGAGUCCCUUUACAAUGUGAAUAGCCAUCUCCUAAUUCUUUUUUCUUCUGUCUUUAUGUUUUCCUAUAACCUGGAUUUAAAGAAACCUUAAAGUUAACAGAUGUGAAAAAAAAAAAAAAAAGCACAAUGUUCUCCCCUCUUCCAACAAACCAGUGUUUACAAACAGAAGAGAAGGAAGUCACAAUGCCACCUUUCACAGCAUUAUUUAUUUCAUGUCUCUGAUGGACCUGAAAUUAGGCUCUGGUGUUGCCUGUGAGAAACAGUGAAAGGGAUUUCACUGAACCAUGGACUCAUGAAGUAAACAAAUUACAAAUCUCA